CCAGACGCGCGGAAGACGCGCAGUUCGCAGCAUCAUUCCAGCGGUGCAGGAUUCAAAUAAAAGUGCGCUUUUCGUUCUUUCUGUCAACUGACUGCUGCAGAAGCGAGUCUUUUUCGUCUGACAGAGCUGUGGGACAUUUAACACCUCAAGAAUGUGUGGCACGGAUGCAGAGGUAGACGAUGCAGGUUCAGUGGAGGAGGAGGAGAAAUAUGAGGAAUUCUGGGUUGGGGAGGAAGUGAAGAUGAUGCCCCCUCCUGUCGUGGAGAGUGAGAGCAGUGCAUGGGGAAGCCGUCGGUCCUGCUGUGGCUCUGUGGUCUGUGGGGCAGCUCUCCUCCUGUGGAACCUCUGCGUGGUGUCAGUUACUGCUCUGCUGCUUGUUCUGGUCUUCUCCAUGGUCCUGCUCCCUGCGGUGCUGCUGCUCUAUGCUGGAUUCCUCUGCCAUUCCAGGGUACUUGGUGCACCAUCAGCCAUAUGUCAUUACCUUGAUGACAACAGUUGCUCCGCCCUCAUCAUCCUUGGCUUUGUGAUGACAUCUCCACUUGUGGUUUUGGCAGCUGCUGUCUUCUGUGGGAUUGUCCGUAGGUUUCAUCUCCUGCUUUUCAUUAGGCCAAUCAAACAUGCCUGGUACCGCAGGCGCUUGCUUGAAUGGCCAAGCAGUGCAAACGCCUGGGUGUGACUAUCAGCAAACAGGAAGCUCUAAUAGUGGGGCAUGGCAUUAUUAGUUAAGGGGGCAAACAAGGUUGAGCAGAAACACCUCACAUUCUAAUCCCAACAAAUACUAGACUGCUUGUUGGAACGCAUGUUAUUCAGUUGUACUGAGUCAAAGAGAUGGUGACAUUGAAUGCAAAAGUUUUGUUGUGUUGGGUUUCAUUACACUGUGACGUUUCCCUGUUAUU
Messenger RNA from Thalassophryne amazonica, 896 nucleotides. It is a transcript of the gene tmem88bl, whose product is annotated as transmembrane protein 88. The transcript is spliced from 3 exons. NCBI's taxonomy places the organism in Eukaryota, Metazoa, Chordata, Actinopteri, Batrachoidiformes, Batrachoididae. Gene Ontology annotation, molecular function: PDZ domain binding. The record is from RefSeq and is a predicted model, not a curated record. The coding region runs from base 152 to 676 and encodes 174 amino acids. Gene Ontology annotation, cellular component: plasma membrane.